AUUCUGCCCUUAUUUCUACACCUAACAUUUCCCCUACACAGAGAAAUGGUUUUCUACAAUUCAAGAAAACAUCUGCUAGCAAUUAUUCUGGUCAUAAUCGUGGUCGGAACCUCGCCGGAAUGGGUUUCGGGCCAGAAUUGCGGCUGUGCUGCGAACUUGUGCUGCAGCCAAUAUGGUUACUGUGGCACUGGCAAUAGCUACUGUGGCACUGGGUGCAAGGCCGGCCCUUGCUAUUCCUCACCCGGCAACGGAGGUUCCGUUGCUAACAUUGUGACGGAUGCGUUCUUCAAUGGUAUUGCUAAUCAAGCGGCCGGAAAUUGCGCCGGAAAGGGAUUCUACACGAGAGCAGCAUUUCUCGAAGCUGCUCGAGCAUAUCCAAAGUUCGGGACUGUUGGUUCUGCAGACGAUUCCAAACGCGAGAUUGCUGCAUUCUUUGCUCAUGUUACGCAUGAGACUGGACAUUUUUGCUAUAUUGAGGAAAUAAACGGACGGUCUAAAGAUUAUUGUGACGAAAACAACAAAGAGUAUCCCUGUGUCCCAGGCCAGGGUUACUAUGGGCGAGGUCCGUUACAACUAUCGUGGAACUACAACUAUGGACCAGCUGGAAAAAGCAUAGGUUUUGAUGGUUUAAGAAAUCCAGGUACUGUAGCCACAGAUCGCGUAGUGUCGUUCAAGGCUGCUUUUUGGUUCUGGAUGAAUCAAUGUCACAAUAUUAUAACUUCUGGCCAAGGUUUUGGAGCUACAAUCCGGGCUAUUAAUAGUAUGGAAUGCAGUGGAGGUAAUUCGGGCGCAGUUAAUGCUCGAGUUGGAUAUUACACAGACUACUGCAAUAAACUUCAAGUUAAUCCUGGCAAUAAUUUGAGAUGCUAACUACUUGGGCUUUUAAAACCCUCUCAUUCUUGGGGGAUGAGUAUUGUUGAAUGAAUAAGUAAAUGUACAAGCGAUUUAUUUGCUUGCUUUUCAAUGUACUACUUUGUUGCAAUAAUUUGAUGUAGACAUCAAUUUACGAGUUUAAGACUUCUUAAUUAUCAACGUGAUUUUGUCUUUGACCAAAAAUAUCAAA
Messenger RNA from Olea europaea var. sylvestris, 1063 nucleotides. RefSeq names its product endochitinase EP3-like. NCBI's taxonomy places the organism in Eukaryota, Viridiplantae, Streptophyta, Magnoliopsida, Lamiales, Oleaceae. Gene Ontology annotation, molecular function: chitinase activity; chitin binding. The transcript has 2 exons. The record is from RefSeq and is a predicted model, not a curated record. Gene Ontology annotation, biological process: chitin catabolic process; cell wall macromolecule catabolic process; carbohydrate metabolic process. The coding region runs from base 46 to 870 and encodes 274 amino acids.